This is a messenger RNA of Aspergillus melleus, 324 nucleotides long. RefSeq lists its product as uncharacterized. Bases 1 to 324 code for a protein of 107 amino acids. The transcript has a single exon. NCBI's taxonomy places the organism in Eukaryota, Fungi, Ascomycota, Eurotiomycetes, Eurotiales, Aspergillaceae. The record is from RefSeq and is a predicted model, not a curated record.
AUGCUUCUUCCCGUCGCGGACUUUUAUGAUGGGAUCAAUAGUAUUGGCGAGGAUGAAUCGGUCUUUGCAACAAUACUGGAGACUAGAGGCCAUCGAGACCUUGCAGACGUAGUAAGAAACGGCCGAAUCCUUCAUCGCUUUCAGUUCUGCUGCGGGUACGACUUCGCCGAUUGGGAAGGCUUUUUGGGUCUUUUCCAGGGUCUUCGAAAUGCCCUGAACAAAGAUGUAGAUAUGAGCUGGGAAGUUUGGAAACAGAAUGCCUUGAGGAGAUACUCGGACGAUGAACGGUUGAAAACUCUCUUGGCACGGUAUCAGGCACCAUGA